This is a messenger RNA of Oppia nitens, 816 nucleotides long. RefSeq lists its product as uncharacterized. The transcript has a single exon. Lineage: Eukaryota; Metazoa; Arthropoda; Arachnida; Sarcoptiformes; Oppiidae. The coding region runs from base 1 to 816 and encodes 271 amino acids. The record is from RefSeq and is a predicted model, not a curated record.
AUGACUGAAGAUUUGAAAAAAGUGAUGAAUGACCACAAGUCAAGACAGGAGAAGAUAUCGGACGCAGAUUUUCAAUCGAGAAAUCAGGCAUUUAAUCUAACUUUCAAUGAGUUUAAGACCAAACGUAACGAAGUUAUCGAACAAAUCAACAAAUUGAAGACCGAAAAGACCCGACUUAUCAAAGAUCUCAUUGAUUUAGACAAUAGAACCGAUGAAAGAUUGAUACAAAUGACAAAUAAGGAAACUGGAAGACAAAGCGGUCACAACGUCCCUGACAUUGAACGCCACUAUCAGGACAGUAGGUCCUCUUUGGUGAACUCUUAUUGUACAGAAAUGGAGGCCGAGUUAGACCAGAGAGUUACCAAUUUUAAGGAACGGACCAGACGUCUGGAUCUCAACUAUGGCAUGGAUUCAACAGUCAGUUCGGGUUCUGGUAAUCAACAACAGAAAACUUCUCUCAAGAAUCGACAGAAAGAGUUGUUGGAACUAAAAGUAAAAAAUAGCGAAUCAUUUGUUCAGCGAAUAGCAAACAUCAAGAAACCAAUUGAAGAAACUUAUCAAGAGAUCGAAGUAAACAACAAGAAUGAAACCGAAGAGAUCGACAGAUUGUAUAAAAAGAUGCGAAACAAAGAUCAGGAGGAAAGGGAUGAGACGACUAAAAGAUUGAUUCAAAAACUUAAGAAUGACGAAGAAAAAGAUGAACAACAAAGACAAAAGAAAGAAUCAGAUGAUAGAAAACACAAGAAAGAAUUGGAUGAUAAAAAACAGAAGAAGAAUAAGGAAGAAGAAGACAAAAAAAAGAAGAAAGAAAAUUGA